This is a messenger RNA of Aspergillus japonicus CBS 114.51, 423 nucleotides long. RefSeq names its product histone H2AZ (gene htz1). The transcript is spliced from 2 exons. The coding region runs from base 104 to 370 and encodes 88 amino acids. NCBI's taxonomy places the organism in Eukaryota, Fungi, Ascomycota, Eurotiomycetes, Eurotiales, Aspergillaceae. Gene Ontology annotation, cellular component: nucleosome. The record is from RefSeq and is a predicted model, not a curated record. Gene Ontology annotation, molecular function: protein heterodimerization activity; structural constituent of chromatin; DNA binding.
AUUCAUCUGUUGCUCUUGCUUUGGAUCCGUAAACUGACAUUUAGUUGUUAAGUUCCCUUGUGGACGUGUUAAGCGUUUCUUGAAGAACAACACACAGAACAAGAUGCGCGUUGGUGCCAAGGCUGCUGUCUAUGUCACUGCCGUCCUCGAAUACUUGACUGCCGAAGUCCUCGAACUUGCCGGAAACGCCGCCAAGGAUCUGAAGGUCAAGCGUAUCACGCCCCGUCACUUGCAGCUCGCGAUCCGUGGAGACGAGGAACUGGAUACUCUCAUCCGUGCUACGAUUGCCUUCGGUGGUGUUCUGCCACGCAUCAACCGCGCACUACUGCUGAAGGUCGAACAGAAGAAGAAAAGCAAGACUGACGCUUAAACCCUCUUAACGGCGGACCGGAUACCCGACGAACAAACGGCGUUUCGAUAAUG